UCCAAUUUAACCGCACAACAACAUUGCAGAAGCGGAAUUUUUAAUUGUAGUUUUCACCGUAAAAUUAGCAAACGCUGUGACUGAUGUGAUUAAGACAGGUGUUACUGUUAAGAAUAGGAGUUGACAGCAGCCCGAGGAGGCAACCGCCAACAGAAAUGAGGCUGACAUGCAGCUUGGAAAUAGGGAACCGGAUUCUACCUUCACUUAAUGUGGCAGGCAAAAGAACAAGUGCUAGAACGCAAAUUUCAAUAGGUCGCAAUCCUGGCUCGGACUCGAAAGAUGGAACACUGUUCUUAAUGAUCUGCACUGCACAAAAUCGUGUCGGGACGAAAUACAAGUUAAAGGCAAACAUCGAUCAGGUGUUCACGAAGUUUGUCAAUGAAGGCAAGAUGACAAUUCGUGUCAAAGAACCUCCACAUGAUCUCAUAAUCAGUAAAGCAGAUGUUAUUCAGUUAAAGGGAUUUCUUCAGGCAAUGAAAUUGGGUUUACAAAACAAAGACAUCGGGGUAAUGAAGAUGUCCACACUGCGACCCGUAUCAACUGCACAGAUGGAGGCACCGAAGACUCGCAUGGCGAUCACGUCGCGUAAAGAUUACCCUGUGACGAGCAGCUUCCCUGCGUCGCUGCAGCGGCUGACGAUAACCGGGUGCGGGCUGCGCAGGGUAGAUGGCCGCAUCGAGGGCCUGCGGCAUCUCAGGGUGCUGGACCUCUCGCGAAACCAGAUCUGGAAACUUCCGGAAGCUCUCGGCAGGCUCUGCCACCUGGUGGAGCUGCACCUCUAUGACAACUGCUUGGAGUCGCUGCCAGCCUCUGUCUGCACUGACCUCAGCAGCUCUCUGGUGUUGCUGGAUCUUGGACAGAAUCCGCUGAAGGAGUUACCCGCACAGUUCUGCCAGCUCACAUCUCUCGUCACGCUGAAACUAAACAACAACCAACUCACGGCUCUACCGAAGCAUAUAGCAAGCCUUUCACGUCUCAGGUAUCUGUCUGCGGCAUGCAAUCAGCUGACGUCUGUUCCCUGCGGUCUCCUUCGUCUGAGGUUGGAGUCGGUAGAUCUGUAUGGGAAUCCGUUCGUGCCGGCUACGCCGACAGUCGUCGCCGCGGCGAAAGUCACAGGAGAGGCGCCGACGCUGCUCGAGUGUGCCGCGAGAACGGUGAAGAAAUACAGAAUGUCGUACACUGAAGAGGAUAUUCCCGCGUCACUGGUCGCCUACUUAGACUCUGCAGAGCAAUGCUUGUGUGGCAGAGCUUGUUUUGAGGCGAGCAUCAAGCGUUCGAUGGCGGUGGAUCUACGGACGAUAGCCGUCAUGGCUGUGUCACUGAGUAACAACGGAAAUAUGCGUCUGCCCGUCGACGCUAUCUUCUGUUCGCACGACUGCCUCAGAAACUUUAGCGGUAGCGUACCUGGAACCAUUGCUUAUUUUAGGUGAUGUUCAGAGUUGAGAGACACAGCCAGUGAGUGUUGCUUGUAUCAUGCUUCUUACCACGUAAGGCCUCUGACAAUUAGUCGAUUUCGAAUGUGGUUUUGAUAAUUAUUUAUUUUAUAUGAAUUGUAUAUAUUUUAUUAAUGUUUAAUAAUAGGAGAUUAAAAUGGGGGAUUUUACCAUUCUUAA
Messenger RNA from Priapulus caudatus, 1613 nucleotides. Its product is annotated as leucine-rich repeat protein 1-like. The coding region runs from base 156 to 1430 and encodes 424 amino acids. Gene Ontology annotation, molecular function: protein binding. Lineage: Eukaryota; Metazoa; Priapulida; Priapulimorpha; Priapulimorphida; Priapulidae. The transcript is spliced from 9 exons. The record is from RefSeq and is a predicted model, not a curated record.